ACAUCACUGCUGGACAAAGCGGUAAGGAGUGGUUUACUGUGAAGUGAGAGAAGCGUCCCAAAUCAAUGAGACAAACCCAUACACUGAAAAAUCGCCCUACAGCUUUAUUCGCCGUCGAAAGAAGCUGCCGUAGCGUCGGCAGCAGUUUUCGCAGUGCUUUGUUGUGACAGGAAUGAACUACUCCUGAAAAUAACAUCGGCUGAGCUGCUCAGAGAAAAAAAGACUCACCGCCGCUGGAUGGUUGGUGCUUUUUAAGUUUCGUCCUCCUAACAUGCACUGUGUCUGAAGAAGUUGACCCACGGUUUGAAUCCAGCCUGGAAGAUCAUGCUGUCCCUCCUGCUGCCUGCCAUGCUGGCCGUCCAAGCUGUGGCAAUGUUGGAAGUGCACGUCCCAGAGCAGCCAGUGGUGGCGCUGCACGGCAUGGACGCCACCCUCGGCUGCUCCUUCAGCCCUGCCAGCCCCUUCAACCUGUCUGAUCUGAGCGUCUUCUGGCAGCUCACAGACACCAAACGCAGUGUGCACGGGUACUGGGAGGGACACGACCAGCUGGCAGACCAGGCAGAGAGGUUCGCCAACCGUACCAGCCUGUUCCCCGCCCAGCUGGGCCUGGGCAACACUUCGCUCCUGCUGAGCAGGGUGGUGGUGGCUGACGAAGGCAGCUAUACCUGCUUUGUCAGGGUGCAGGACUACGGCAGUGCUGCCCUGCUGCUGCAGGUGGCCGCCCCCUACUCGAAGCCUAUCGUGACUUCGAAGCCUGAAUCCAACCUGCGACCGGGUGAUGAGGUGGCUCUGACAUGUGUGGCCUACGGUGGCUAUCCGGAAGCUGAUGUGAUUUGGCAGGAUGGUGGCGGGCGUAACCUGACUGACAACAUCACCAAUUCUGUGGUGGCCAAUGAGGAAGGGCUGUUCACCAUGAGCAGUGUGCUUAAAGUUAUGGUGGAGCCCAAUAGCACCUACAGCUGCCGACUAAUUAACCCACUACUGGGGGAGGAGGGAUAUGCCUCUGUCACAAUCACAGGUCAGAACAUUGCAUUCCCCCCAGUGGCUCUGUGGGUAACCAUUGGCCUGGCCGUGUGUCUGCUGGUGCUGCUCAUUGCUCUAGCUGCUGUCUGCCGCAGGAAGAUCAAGGAGAGCUGCGAGGAAGCCAGGAGGGAAGCUGAAGAGGCCAAGGAGCUGGAAGAAGAGGAGUCAAAGACAGCUAUGACACUGCUGAAAAGCUAAGGCCAAGUGAUUCAAGGAGUCGGAGCCCAGGCAGCGGGUAGGAGAUGAGUGUGGCGUGUAUAAUCCCACUCCACCUAUCCAUCAACCUGGAGACUAUUUCCAAUAUCCCCCUACAGAAUGUCAAAGCCUUGCUGAGCGAAAGAUGAGUCCAUCAUCUUCUUUCUAAGACUUUCCCUCGAGUUCCCAUCAAAAAAACACAUAAACACAUCAUGUGCCAUUAUUUCCCAACCAUCCCUCCCUUCAAUUUUCUGUCAAUGGAGGAGCUGUGGCAGUGCAGUAUGCAAAAAAGGAGCUCUGUGUGAAACCUACACGAUGUGACAGGAUCCUCUCACAGCCGCCGACAUCAUGCUGCAUGGUUUGUGAUGUGGUGUGUGCCAGAGAUCUCCUGUCUAAUAAGAAGUGAGACGCUUAAAGAGAUGACCCUGCCUCAGUUGCUAUCAACUGAGAGAGAGAGAGAGAGAGAGUUUGGCUCUCCCAUUACUCCCGCACUUGCUAAUUAUCGUCUGUCGGCGGAGUAACUUGUACCUGUCAGUGUACGCUGCUCUCCUAUAUUCACUAACUUGAGGGGAUUGAAAUUGAAGCCAGCUAAGCUUCAACAAACUGCAAAUGGUGCAUGGGAUACUCCCUGGUUUCCUCACUGACCUGACAGCUUUAUAUGUAAGAAAUUGUUUUUAAUGAACGGGGACUCUCUCUGCCUUUUUUUUUUUUUACUACUUGUGUGGCAUUGUAUCUCUUCAGGCUCGGGGAUGUACAGGUUUUUAUCACUUUUUCUUUUUUUUUUUCUUUUUUUUUUCUUUUUUAAGGUACUUGAGCCUUGAAACCCUCCCCGUGCCAUAUGUCCAUGUAAGAAUGCCAAAGAUAACCCAGUGCCUAUUUACAUUAAAGAGACAUGACGAAACUGCCUGGUCAUUGGUAAUUAUUGCUUCUACUCCCUGUGGAC
Molecule: messenger RNA, 2161 nt
Organism: Cheilinus undulatus (humphead wrasse)
Lineage: Eukaryota; Metazoa; Chordata; Actinopteri; Labriformes; Labridae
Gene: cd276
Product: CD276 molecule
Exons: 8
Coding region: 325-1221 (298 amino acids)
Source: RefSeq, a predicted model, not a curated record